UCUAGCAUUAUAGCUUCGGCACCAAUUUACUGUCGGGAUGUCUUCUGGAGUGAUGCGAUGUGCUGGAUGUUUUAAGAAAAUCGAGAAUAAUCUGUUUUUGAGCUGCAGCAUCUGUAAACAAGCUUACGAUCUCCAUUGUGCUGAUGUGGCCGAGAAAUCAUUCUGCAAUGCCAUGUCACACGAGCAUCGUGCCGCAUGGAAGUGCCCCUUAUGUGUCAGUAAACAGCCUAAAACUGACAAUACUGAUACGCCAGUUCGUACUGUGACUCAAGGGGUUAUGACUCGUAGAGGAGCUGCCGCAGUCAGUCCAGUGGAUCAGCUCAACAUGUCUAUCGUGUCGGAUGCCCCUAUGCGCGGGGAUUUGGAUGAUAUAACGGACACACAGAUGCUGGCGCUCGAGAUACGUCGUUUCAGAGAAGAGUUGUCUGCAUCACGAAUCCAAAUGCAAUUACUCAAUGAGAAUAUGGCUAAGUUGUCGACAGGGCUGGAUAAUUGCAAUGCCCGCGUUGAUCGACUGUCUAUUCGUGUUGACAAUUUAGAACGUCAGAUCUGCGAGGGUAGCUCGAGUGCUACACCAUGUGAGGAUACGCUGAUGAAGGCUAUUGAGCAGCUUAAAGCAGAACUAAAUGAUCGGGACCAGGAACUCCUUCUCAAUGACAUUGAAAUAUCUGGUGUCCCGGAGCAGAAAGGUGAAAAUGUGACACAUGUUACACUAACGCUGGCAACUAAAUUAGGAAUUAAACUGUCUGAGGAGGAUGUGGUUAGUGCAUCACGAGUGGGGUCGGUGCUGAGGACCUCUGAUGGACCCACACACCAACUACGGCCCCGGCUUAUCGUGGUUCGGUUGGCCAGGCGUACUCUGCGUGAUCAGUUCCUUCACGAAGCCCGUAUACGCCGCGGUGCCACCACCGGGGACGCUGGCCUUCCUGGCCCAUCUUGUAGAUUCUAUGUAAAUGAGAGACUUACUAGAAUUAACCGUUAUGUGUUUCAUCAGGCCCGUGAUGUCGCUAAGCGGUGUGGUUGGAGGUUUGUUUGGACUAGAAACGGUAAAAUUUUUGUGCGUCAUAAUAAUGAAAAUGGUACUGUUCGUCACCGUAUCGGCUCAGUACUUGAUCUUGUGAGGGUUUUUGGACAGGACAAUGUUAGUUCAAUUAAAAUCUAGUAAUAAUACAAUUAUUGGUCAUUUUAGCAUUGAAUUAUUGUAUAGCUACUUGUUCUGUGCGGUGGCGGAGGGGGUUAAUAUUAAUAUUUUCAGGCCAUUUAUUUGUAUUAUUGACUGCCACAUAUUUAUAAAUUUACAAAUUUUGAUAUUAAGUUUUUAUGAUUUUUAUUACACAGUCAUAACAGGCCCUAAUAAACAAAUUAUAUGUACUUAUUAUAAUUAUGAAUUCAAUCGCUUUAAUCUACUUAGUACUAUUAUUGUAGUAGCUAAUAUUUUACCUCAUUAUAUACGCCGACUGUAUAAAUGCACCGUGAAAUGCUACAUGCUCGUAAUCAUUAUCUUACUAAUAUUUUAUUCGCCAAUUUCUUACAAAGUUAUAAUAACAUGUUU
Molecule: messenger RNA, 1552 nt
Organism: Galleria mellonella (greater wax moth)
Lineage: Eukaryota; Metazoa; Arthropoda; Insecta; Lepidoptera; Pyralidae
Exons: 1
Coding region: 38-1162 (374 amino acids)
Source: RefSeq, a predicted model, not a curated record